AUGCUUCACUUGAUGUCUGGCUUUUGUUGCCUUGUCACCAUCAUCUGGCCAAUCUGUGUGCAUCUGUGUCUGUACUCUUCAGCAGACUCUCGACUGAUUGAGAGUCUAAAACAAAAGCUGGAGAAACGAAGAGUAAAAAUAUCCAAAGUUGCUGAAAGUUUUGUUGCCUAUUACGAACAAUAUGCAGAAUUUGAUGCCUUUAUCACCACACCAGAACCAUCAAACCCUUGGGUUUCAGAUAAUAUAGAAUACUGGGAUCAGGAAAAGACUGUGAAUCCAAAGGAUAUACCACCACGUCGUGUAAAACGAUGGGGUUUUACUAUUGAAGAGGUUCUCACAGACCAAGCUGGUGUGGAACAGUUCAGCAAAUUUCUUGAUAAAGAAUUUAGUGGAGAGAAUCUUAAAUUUUGGUUAGCCUGUAAAGAUCUUAAAGGUUUACCACUACGAGAAGUACACAGCAGAGUUUUAGACAUAUAUAAGGAAUUUCUGGCCCCAGGUUGUCAUAACCCUGUAAAUGUGGACAGUACAAUUGCUGAAUUAGUGCGACGUAGGAUAGAAAACAAUCCUGAUCGUUAUUGCUUUGAUGAAGCUCAGGUAAGUUUACAUAGCAAGAAAAAAAAAUAUUAUAGAAGUUACAACACUGAUAAAGGAAAAAAAAAUAUUUUCUAA
This is a messenger RNA of Acanthosepion pharaonis, 669 nucleotides long. Lineage: Eukaryota; Metazoa; Mollusca; Cephalopoda; Sepiida; Sepiidae. The record is from the annotation of a GenBank genome assembly.